Messenger RNA from Rotaria sp. Silwood1, 1932 nucleotides. The record is from the annotation of a GenBank genome assembly. NCBI's taxonomy places the organism in Eukaryota, Metazoa, Rotifera, Eurotatoria, Philodinida, Philodinidae.
AUGGGCUUACCAUUUGGUUACCAACAGUCACCAACGUCAUUUUUUCCUGAACAAUUCGGUAGCAAUGCAUUUAAUUCACAAGAUCGAACACAAUUUUAUCAAUCUGCGCAAUCGAGAAGUCAAUCAUUGUCAACAUUCUUCAACCCUUACCCACAGGCGAGUGGACCUUUUACACCAGGUCAACUCCCAUCCUCAUCAUCUCGACUUCAGCAAGAUCAACAACCAUCGAAUACAUUUCAACCAUUCGGUCAGGGUGGUGGAAGUCAAGAUAAGACAAGUCGUCGACAUUCAAAAAAAGAUGAUACUCAAAGUCAGCGACAACGACAAACACCCGUUAUUGCCGGAUUCAAUGCUAAUACUGGCCAAGCUCUUAAAGAGCCACCAAAAACACAUGGGCAUCGAGAACAUCAAACUGUUAGUGGUAUCAAUUCACAAGAGGCGGUCAAUGGCUCAAUUUCAUCUUCUGUUCAACCAUUGACCAUCAUCAGAGAAACAACCAGGCGCAAGCAGAGUCCUCAACAAUCACGGCCCACUUCUCAUGAUCCGUAUGUUCAUAUUCAAAUAAGUCUCAUCCAAAAAACAAAACCAUACUUGUUUCAUUCUAGUUCACCUUCGAAUGGUAGUCAAGCUGCUACGACCGAUACUGCAGCGAAGAAACAACAAAAUCAACAUGAAGAAACAGCAGCACAAUCGGUAAAUGCCGCUGUCGGUCAUGCUAAUAAUCGACAGGUAGCUGUCGGCGUCGGCAGUGAUGUUCAACACCAAGUUUCAGCAGCAGUAGCACCACCACUGGAGGAAAUCGAUAACAUCAUGCCGACUAAAUUGUUCGAUGGAACAAGGACAUCGUUGAGAGACUUGGACCAAGCUGCUUGCUCCUACCUGUGGUUCCGACGAAUCAAAGAGAUUUUUCUCGUCAUCGGAGACCAAACGGAUGCAUUUUCAUGUUCUGAUAUGACACUUGCUCGAGAUGAUAUGAUUGAAACAUGUGAACAAUAUCUCGCAAAUACAAAACCACAAGGCGGCGGAACUAAUUUGGACGAGGGUAUCUCUCUUGAAUAUGCAAACCAAAAACUAAAGCACGGUGGAGAUUUUGUUGUUGUCAUGUAUGAAAUUACUAUCGAUCCAGCAAUACCUUGCUCAGCUUUUGCUGAUAUUGAAUCAAUUUCAUUUCAUCCUCGAGAACGAGAAGUUCUCUUUAAGUCGAAAUCUGCACAACAACAUCUUGCUUUACUCUAUUAUAAUAUGGGUAAAGUCGCUUAUGCUCGACCCGAUUAUGUGAAAGCUAAGAAAAAUUUUGAUAAAUCCGACCAAUUCUUAUCGAAUAAAGACGAAACAACAGUUUCGAACGAUACUCUAGAAAAAUGUUUACUCGAAGCUGAUUUGUUAAUCGCUAGGGAAUAUCUUAAACAUACACAAAAUCGAAAACAUGCACACCAUCGUAAACAUACACACCAUCAUAAACAUGCACAAAAUCGUAAACAUUCAGCAGAAAUCUGUGAAAAACUUCAGGAAGCACUAAAAAUUUAUGAGUCCAUGCUGCCUUCUACUCAUCCCAAAGUGGCUGAAACUCGGAUUAAUAUUUUUUAUGAAUAUGUUGACAAAAGAAAUUUUCAAUUGGCUAUCGAAUAUCACGAGAACGGGCUUAAGCAACAUUUAGAAUCUUAUGAAAAGAAAUAUAUAAUAACUCAACAAGAGUUGGCAAAUCUGUAUGCAAUUAUUGGCGCUUGUUUUGUGCAGAAACAUAAGUUUGAUGAUGCUAUGAAAAUGUGGAAGAAAGGCAUUCAACACGAGCAGAAAACGUUUCUCGACCAACUUCUCUCAUCAGCUCGAGUUUCUAGAAUCAAACUAGAUACACGAUUGGUUCAAAAUGCUUAUCGUGCUGCGAUCGAUCAUUAUGAAAACGAUAAUAAGAGUGACUAUGCAAAAUUGUAA